CUGUCACUCCUCUUAAGCCCGUAAAGAAAUCUCGUCUUAAGCGUCUCCUCCUGCAGAUAGAUCAAGAUUGAUUCCUCUCCUUGCAACCUCCUCGCCUCCAUCCCCCAGCCUUGCUUCCUCUCUUCUCUCCGCCUCCUACCUUGAAUUCCUCGCUGUGUCUGGUUCAUUCUCAGCUCUUGUUGCUUCGCACAUUGUUUUGUGGCUCGUUAGUGCACAUUUCUCGCACUUUCCUCAGAUAUUUCUGCGACAUGAUCGAACAAUCUUCGCAGAGCUCAACUCUCCUCCUUUCGUCUCAUCUCAGACCUCAUUUGCAUUGCUCGAGUUUUGGAGAUUCGCAUGGGGCCCUGGUGAUGCAAAGCCCCUCAGCAUGUUCCGCUGGUCGAAGGCGAGCAAGUCUGGUGGUCUCAACUGCAUGUGCACGAGCACACGCUGCCAGCUUCUGCGUGCGACGCAACACCAUCUACAGUCAAGUCCAGGACGAUUUCAAUGAUCGACAAGUCAGCGGCAGCGCUUCAGGCUGUGUCGCCUUUAGUAUCAUCAACCUGGAAAUAACCAGGAGGCCAUGCAUUGAUCAUAACGGAAAUGUCCUUGAAGAUGGAGCGAUGAAAGUGCUGAAGAUGUCAGAGAAAUCGCUAGGCCCAUCCAUAAAUCAAGACGGGAACUUCUUGGGUUGUGGUUGCAAGGCAGACUGCAGGUGAAACGAGCUCGUGAGGGAGCUUCA
This is a messenger RNA of Guillardia theta CCMP2712, 721 nucleotides long. RefSeq lists its product as hypothetical. The record is from RefSeq and is a predicted model, not a curated record. NCBI's taxonomy places the organism in Eukaryota, Cryptophyceae, Pyrenomonadales, Geminigeraceae. The transcript has a single exon. The coding region runs from base 249 to 698 and encodes 149 amino acids.